Messenger RNA from Microcebus murinus (gray mouse lemur), 2743 nucleotides. RefSeq names its product chromosome 8 C2orf69 homolog (gene C8H2orf69). The record is from RefSeq and is a predicted model, not a curated record. Gene Ontology annotation, cellular component: mitochondrion. Lineage: Eukaryota; Metazoa; Chordata; Mammalia; Primates; Cheirogaleidae.
UCCUUACGCACGCUGCGCGCAGACGUCAGCCUCUGACGUCGUCGCCCCCGCGCCGGCUCCCUCCCGGGCAGCUCCCGCCGACCGUUGGGCGGCCUACCGAAGUCCCUCUGUCAGGGCUCCCUCCAACCCCGGAACCGCUCUCGCGGCGGCGACCCAUGUGGGGGUUCAGGCUCCUGCGGUCGCCGCCGCUGCUGCUCCUGCUGCCGCAGCUCGGAAUCGGAGACCCCUCUUUCUGCUCUCAGGCCAGAGCCAUGAACCCGGGCGGCAGCGGCGGAGCGCGAUGCUCCCCUGCGGCCGAGGGGCGCCGUCAGCAGUGCCUGCAGCUGUCCUCCGUGCCUGGAGCCGAUCCGCAGCGCAGCAACGAGUUGCUCCUGUUGGCAGCGACGGGGGAGGGACUGGAGCGGCGGGACCUCCCUGAGGACCAGGCGAAGGAGGAGCCGCAGCUGCCGUCCCAGCAUCACGUCCUCUAUUUCCCUGGGGAUGUGCAGAAUUACCAUGAAAUUAUGACUCGUCAUCCUGAGAAUUAUCAGUGGGAAAACUGGAGUCUAGAAAAUGUUGCCACCACUUUAGCCCACCGGUUCCCCAAUAGUUAUAUUUGGGUGAUAAAGUGUUCUCGAAUGCAUUUGCACAAAUUCAGCUGCUAUGACAAUUUUGUGAAAAGCAACAUGUUUGGUGCUCCAGAACACAGUACUGACUUUGGGGCUUUUAAACACCUUUAUAUGUUAUUAGUUAAUGCUUUUAACUUAAGUCAGAAUAGUUUAUCAAAGAAAAAUAUGAAUGUUUGGAAUAAGGACUCCACAGCAUCUAAUUGUAGAUCCAGUUCUUCUCAUACUACAAAUGGUUGCCAGGGAGAAAAAGAGAGGACCUGUGAAAAACUUGAUGAAUCUGCCAUGAGAUUUUAUCCACCAUCACUAAAUGGCGCGUCUUUUACUUUGAUUGGAUUCAGUAAAGGUUGUGUUGUUUUGAAUCAGUUGCUUUUUGAAUUGAAAGAAGCCAAGAAAGACAAGAACAUAGAUGAUUUUAUCAAAAGCAUAAGAACAAUGUACUGGCUGGAUGGUGGUCAUUCUGGAGGAAGCAAUACUUGGGUUACUUAUCCAGAAGUCUUGAAAGAAUUUGCCCAAACAGGGAUUAUUGUUCAUACUCAUGUAACACCGUAUCAAGUACGUGAUCCAAUGAGAUCUUGGAUUGGAAAGGAGCACAAGAAAUUUGUUCAGAUACUUGGGGAUUUUGGUAUGCAAGUGACUAGCCAAAUUCAUUUUACAAAGGAAGCUCCUUCCAUAGAGAAUCACUUCAGGGUUCAUGAAGUGUUUUGAAACUACAAGAAUAUUAAUGUAUUUAAUUGUUCAGUGGAAGAACAUAAGCACUUUGAAUGUUAUAAAUUCAAGUAAUGAGAUGUAAUUCAUAGAUGCAUUGUCAGUUUUUGGGGUAUGGGAGAGGCACACAUUCCUGAAGUAUGAGUGUAAUGUGCAGUGGUAUUUCUUGCUUGUGAAUGUGAACAGUUUUUAAUUUGGAUUGAGUUAGAAUUAAUUUGGAAUCUAAUAAGGUGGUUUGUGAUAAUCCAAUGAGGAGAGAGAAGAUCUUUAACAAUAAAAGUUAUAAUACAGUUCUUAUAAAAGAUAACUAAAAUUGUUAUUGUUGGAAGUAGUUGGUUUUCUGAGUAAUAUUUUAAACUAAUUUUGAUGCCGUUAUAACAAUAGCUGUUUGGGCACUCAAAACUUGAAUGGAAACAUUUCAUUUUUCUUCAGACAAAGCAAAAACACGAUGUUUGCCAUCAUUUUGGAAUAACUGUACCCUGCCUCUUGUGUUGCAUAAACUUAGGAAUCAUUCUUUAACCUGCCACUGAGUAUUUUUUUCUUGAGAGUCAAAAUAUAUUUGUUUACAAAUGUUCAAAAAUGUGCAAUAGUGGAAAGCUGAUUUUCAAAAACAUUAUAGCUCGUGCAGUAGCAUGCACUUUUAGUCCCAGCUACUUGGGAGCUGAAGCAAGAGGAUUGCUUGAGCUAAGGCUGUAGUGCACCAUGAUUGUGCCUGUGAAUAGCCACUACACUCCUGGACAACAUAGUACAGCCUGGACAACAUAGUGAGACCCCCAUCUCUUAAAAAAAUUAUAUUUAAGCACUGUGGCAUAAUUUUUAAUUGACAGUUUUUAAUUAAUUAUUUUGGAUAAGACAUUUUGGGGUUCUUAAAUCUUGGCCAAAAACCAAUUGUUUUGGAAAGUUGAUUUAAAUUGAGCAUAAUUAUGUAUAUUGGAUAAAAAUGUACUAUAGAGCAAAUUUCAAAUUUUUCAUUAUGUCAAGUCUUUUGAAAGAGAUCAACUUAGGUAAAAUAAAUAUAUAAUGUUCUAUUUGUUAGUGCUCUAUUGAAAAGGAAACAGAUUCAUAGAUCUAAAUCAAUGUUUCUCCAGAAGCAUGAUUUUGUCUGCCAAAAGAAAAUAGCUCUCUUUGGCCAAAAUGCAAAAUUAUAUUGCUAUAAGAAAAGUUACAAGGGAAAGUUUGAAGACACAAAUGAUUUAAUUUUGGCUCAAAAACUGAAUUUGCUUAACACUGCUACAUAAUUUGGGUGAAGUUUCCUUCUGCCCAUUUUUCAUGACCUACAUGAAUACAUUUUUGAGAAACCAAGAUCUAAUGAAUGUCAACCAACACUGAAACAUAGUUGUGUGGUUACAAUAAAAGGUGAGUGGUCACUUUAUUGAUAAUUGGCUUUUGCAGGUCAUGGAAUAAGCAGGGAAGCAACAUGCUUUAGGACU